Gymnodraco acuticeps is the source of this 2162-nucleotide messenger RNA. It is a transcript of the gene fbxo7, whose product is annotated as F-box protein 7. The transcript is spliced from 10 exons. Gene Ontology annotation, biological process: positive regulation of autophagy of mitochondrion; autophagy of mitochondrion. Gene Ontology annotation, molecular function: protein kinase binding. The record is from RefSeq and is a predicted model, not a curated record. Lineage: Eukaryota; Metazoa; Chordata; Actinopteri; Perciformes; Bathydraconidae. The coding region runs from base 125 to 1582 and encodes 485 amino acids.
UGAAAUUCCCAACCGGAACCUCUGUGUGUCAAACUGUAUUUGUUUGAAGCUGUUUGUUUACAGAUGCGAUUUAUCGGAGAAAUGUCCUAAAACAAGCUGGACUGAAUCGCUUUAAUUCAUCAUAAUGAAGCUGAGAGUUCGGAUCCUGCGUCAGACGAGUCGCGUCGAAUUAUCCGGAGAAGAUCCGAGUCUGAAGGACCUCUCGGAUCUGAUCAGAGAGACGCUGCUUUCUGCACAUGGACUCAGGUCGGACAGUGCCUUCAGCUUGUCUCUGAACGGCUCCGAGCUGCUCUCUGUGGCCGGGACGACUUUGUCUUCCUGCGACAUCGUGUCUGGAGAUCUGAUCUGCGUCCUGCUGCCGAACAACGACGGAACAAAUCCUUCCAAGAACAAAUCCUCCUGCAGCUCCAACACGCCCAUCUACCAAAGCUGCUCCUCUUCAUCCGCCUCAUCAUCAUCUUCCUCAUCUUUCACCUCCUGCAGCUCCUCCUCCUCCUUUAAAUCCUGCAGCUCCUCCUCAGACAACCAGCAGUCGGCGGCCAUGACCUCCAUCCAGCCCAGUGUUGUUCCUGCAGCAGCGGACCCCCCCAUGGAGUUUUUUCCCCCCCGCCCCUGUACCUGGGACCCCCUGCUGUGCAGCGAGGCGUCGAGGGGGCAGGUUCCUCUCUCUCUGGAGCUCCUCCUCGUCUCCGCCCCCCCCUCCUGCCCAGCUGACGCCGUCAUGGUGGCCGCUCACCUGCUGAUGCUGGAGACGGGAUUCCUGCCACAGGACUGUGCUAAAGGUCAGAUGCCUGCAGGAUGGAGGUCUCCUUCUGUCUAUAAGCUGCAGUAUUCUCACCCUCUGUGCGAAAACAGCCGAGUCAUGGUGCUGGCAGUAACCAUGGGCCCUGAACUCGUCAUCAACGCCACUCUGAAGGUGGGGGAGAAAGUGGACACGGUCCCUAAGCUGUGUGUGAAGCCGGACGGAUUCCUCACCCCCCAGUGGAGAGGAGAAAGUGCAGCCGCUGCGUUCAAAGACCUGAGCAAACUGUCUCGUCUCUUCAAAGAUCAGAUUUCUUAUCCUCUGAUCGCUGCAGCUCGAGCAGCGAUGUCUCUCCCGGUGGUGUUCGGCCUCGCCGCUCUCCCCCCCGAGCUGCUGCUCAGAGUCCUCCGACUGCUCAACGUCCAAUCAGUGCUCAGCGUUUCCUCCACCUGCAAACACCUGAACAUCUGCUGCCAGGACGCGUCGCUGUGGAGGCACCUGGUGCACAGAGACCACACAGUUCGAGAUGCCAGCAGAGACACGGACUGGAAAGAGUUCUACAGAAAACACUACAAACAACGAAGGGAACGUCUUUGGCGUCACAAUCACCCUCGUCUCCUCCCCCACCCCCACCCGAUGCACCCCCACCCCCACCCGAUGCACCCCCACCCCCACCCGAUGCACCCCCCCCUCCCCCCAGGCAUCAUCGGGGGGGAAUACGACCAGCGGCCCCUCCUCCUGCUGCCCCCCCGCCCCCGAUACGACCCGAUCCACGGCCCCCCCCCCCCCUCCAGACCUGCAUCCCGGGAGACCCAGAGCCGCCUGGUGGAGGCCGGCUGACGUGAGGAGGGGCUUCAUCUGAAGAGGGAAUAAAGAUGACAACAAAUAAAUCAUUAUGACCCUUAUAUUUAACAUUAGCCUCAAUGUUGAAGGUACUAAUUCAGAUAAAGCAGUUUUGUAACACAUCUGAACAUCAAGAGUCUUUAUUUAUAACUUAUCACCCUCAUAAUUAACUUUAGCGUCAAUGUUUAAUUCAGAUAAGUAGGGUCAGGGACGCGGGAAGUCAGUCAGGUUGGGGGUGCGGGUGCUAGUAGAGCCUCACAGCGGCGAAACUGUGGCGCGCUUACACUGUAGGUGCGCCACGUUUGGGGGUGCGAGGGGGGGGGUGCUGCAGCCCCCUGAGCACCCCCCCUUCCCGCGUCCAUGAGUAGGGUUUGGUAACUUAUUUGAAUAAAACAAAGGGUUCAUCUGACGACCGUCUUCUUAGAAAUAAAACGGCACACAUCUGAACAUCAAGAGUCUUUAUUUACAACUCAUUAUGACCCUUAUAAUUAACAUUAGCGUCAAUUUUAAAGGUAAUAAAUCAGAUAAAUCAGAACGGAGGGUUUUGUAACUUCUUUUAAUAAAAUAAUCAUUUCUA